AUGGCUCAUACGCGGGAACUCGCCGUCAACAAACGCAUCAUUGUCUGCUGCGAUGGAACGUGGUUAGCAUCAGAUCUAGGAGAUGGAAGCAUAGCUUCAAAUGUGGCCAAACUCGCAAGAGCCAUUUCUCCCAACGGACUGGACGAAGCGGGACGACUCAUCAAGCAAGUGGUGUUCUACCAGUCUGGCAUUGGCUCCGGAGACUUGCCUUUCCAGAAAGCAAUCUAUGGUGGGUUAGGACUUGGACUAGAUGCCGAUGUUACACAAUGCUACGAGUUCAUCACCAACAACUACGCGCCGGGCGACGAGCUAUUCUUUUUUGGAUUCUCACGAGGAGCAUUUACCGCACGCUCUGUCGCAGGACUGAUUUCUAAUGUCGGUGUUUUGUCAAGUCGCAACAUGGUCAAGUUCCCCGAGUUGUGGAAAGCGUACCGUAUGAACGCUGGUGGCCAGCUAUUCCGGUCAUCAAAGUGGUAUCUUGAGAAUGCAGAAAAGCUCGGUCUGAGAGUUGUUCAAAUCAAGGCCAUUGGCGUGUGGGAGACUGUCGGUGCUCUGGGUAUACCGGAAUGGCCGCUCGUCAGCAAAUUACAAUCCUUGGGUUUGCCAAUCAACAAAGAGUUUGCAUUUCAUGACACUGCUCUUUCUGAAAAUAUUGAGUAUGCGUUUCAAGCUCUUGCAAUCGACGAGAAACGCUUUACUUUUCCUCCAACCAUUUGGCACGCUUUACCAGGAGGGCCUUCCAAGGAGCUGAAGCAGUGCUGGUUUCCUGGGGUGCACAGUAACAUCAGUGGUGGCGUGGCAUCUGAGCCUGGUGCAGGCGAUCACGAAGAGAUUGGAGACAAUACUUUUGCUUGGAUGGUGGACAACGUUUCCAAUAUGCUUACGUUUGAGGAGUCCUCGAUCGAUGCAAUUGUCGAACAUCACAAAACUGCCAUUGAAGCAAUUAAAGUGAAAGAUGGGUGGGGAUGUGGAAAGAUUGUCGACAACUUUGCCGGAAUCCAAGGCCUUUUCUUCCGUCUACUCGGACGACAGAUUCGCACCCCAGGCGCCUAUACUCAAGACCCCGGUGAUGGUUCUCGAGGUGCCACAAACGAGAAAUUCCACCCAAUAGUUCGAGUGCGCAAAGCAAAGGUCGCAUGGAAUCCGCCGGCGCUGGCAGGUUAUAAUCUCGAUGAGCCUGAUGGCAAGGGGUCACCUUGGGUGUGGCGAAAGGAUGGUGUACAGCCUCUUCCUGAAUAUGUCAUGUGGCCUGAUAAACGGAUGAGUGUUUCUUAUUGCAGGGAUGGUCAGAUCGAAUACAAGACUGUGAAAAGUCUGUCGAGAAGACUUUGUCCAAGCAGUAUAUUGCAAGAGUUGGACGAAACGAAUGCGAUUGUGCUGGUCAAUGGGGAGGCCUGA
This is a messenger RNA of Ramularia collo-cygni, 1398 nucleotides long. RefSeq lists its product as uncharacterized. The transcript is spliced from 4 exons. NCBI's taxonomy places the organism in Eukaryota, Fungi, Ascomycota, Dothideomycetes, Mycosphaerellales, Mycosphaerellaceae. Bases 1 to 1398 code for a protein of 465 amino acids. The record is from RefSeq and is a predicted model, not a curated record.